GCCUUCGUGAAGGAAAAGUUUCCAAAUCAGCUGUAGCUGAGGCAGGGGAGUGUAUUCUGGAGGUUAAAUGGGAGGCUUCCCGUGUGUCUCUCCAGUGAAACAAUUACUAGUAUGUAUAAGAGUGUAGCAGGCAAUAAGAUUCUCAACAUACGCCCCUUCUGUACCAAGCACCAACUCUGUCGCAAACUUGUCCAGGAUGAAGGUGGGAUGUUAUCGCAACAAUCUGACAGCUUAAACACAAACCCGAACAGAAGACGUCCACCAAUCCACAACCUCCAAGACUGGAUCCCGUCUCCGACCGAGAACAUCGAGGGUCAUGGCCCAUCCCAGCCGAGGAAGCUCGACUAGCUCUGGACGAGUGCCGCCUCACCCACCAGGUUCCACCCUGGACAGGCUAGCUCGAGAUUAUGGCACCGUGUACCAUUCAACAGAGGAGGCCGAGCUUGACCAACGACGAUAUUUGUGCUGCUCAGAGGAACCGCCCCAGGAUUUCCAAGUCGAUUUGUGUCCACGCACCUGGUUCAACUUGACUCAGAGCAAUGGGUUUUGCCACGGAUUGUGGAAGUUGACAUUCAUGCUGUUUUGCAUUCCUUGUUGUUAUCCUUGCUAUCUCACACGGCAAUGCCGUCGCAGGGCGAAGCGGGUCCAAGGCGGCGAGAACUUCCAACGUGCCGAACUCGGUUCCACCAUUCCAAGGAGUUCCCAACGCCACGGAUCCCCUGAGAAGAUCGUGGUCACGAAGGCCAAUAAGAUCGAUGCUUCCCCUACAAAUUCCUCGUGAAGUCCACUCUCGGUCUCCGUAAACCUACCUGCCUUCAUCCAUCGCCACUCAUAACAUUUUACUCAAGCAAUCUAGAUAACCAACUAGUGAUAGUGAUUGCUUGCCAGCUUGUUUACAUUUAUUUAGUAACUUUCCUUGCCAUAGCCUGUGAUAUUGUUGAAAUGAAUCUCCGUAACAUAUA
Messenger RNA from Tigriopus californicus, 962 nucleotides. RefSeq lists its product as uncharacterized. Lineage: Eukaryota; Metazoa; Arthropoda; Copepoda; Harpacticoida; Harpacticidae. The record is from RefSeq and is a predicted model, not a curated record. Bases 317 to 781 code for a protein of 154 amino acids. The transcript has 2 exons.